UGUCCAGCAAUUUCAUUGGCCAGUUCUAUGCAGCCUCCUAAUAAGGACAAGUGAUUAGGCAAGGUUUCUAAAUGACCGAAAAGGGGCGUUUCCUGCAGAAAGAAAAUUUAAAAGGAAAAUUAAUGGCUGCACAAAUGGAGCGACAUAAUGCUGUUACUUAUAAUAGCGCACGCAUCUCUCCGACAGCUGUUGUAGCAUUGUCUGCACAUCGAUAUAUUGCUCUCUAUCAAGACUAUCUUGAAAGGCACCCAGUCCUCACUAAAGCACUAACAAGUGGUAUCCUAGCUGCGCUGGGGGAUGCAACGUCACAGCUGGUCAUACAGAUUGGAAAGACUGGACCAAAACACUACCAAUGGAGGAGCACAGCUGCCUUUGCUGGUUUCAGUAUGGUGGUCACUGGCCCAAUCACACACUAUCUCUAUCAGUUCCUUGAAGCUGUUGUCCCUCGUAAAUCAAAUUUCUCCUCUCUCCGUAAAGUGAUCUUGGAACGACUCAUUUUUGCUCCUCCAUAUCUACUGGCCCUGUUCUACACGGUGGCCAGAAUGGAGGGAAAGUCCCACAGUGAGGCGUGGUCAUUCAUCAAGGCUUUCUUCCUGUCGGCUCUCAUCAAGAACUGGAUUGUGUGGGGAGUGGCACAGUAUGUCAACAUGAGAUUUGUGCCAAUCAAGUAUCGAGUGCUGUUCGCUAACAUGAUCUCUCUAGUGUGGAACUUUUACAUAGCCAUCAUUAAGAGAUAACUCUGAACUCUAUAUAUCUCUCAUGUAUUAUGUAGUGUGUUCUAUUUACCUCCAUUUACUGACAAUUGUCUGUGACUUUUAUUACUCUAUGCACAUGGUAUGUGAUAAUUAUUUGAACACACCUUA
Messenger RNA from Halichondria panicea, 863 nucleotides. RefSeq names its product peroxisomal membrane protein 2-like. Bases 72 to 737 code for a protein of 221 amino acids. Gene Ontology annotation, cellular component: membrane; cytoplasm. The record is from RefSeq and is a predicted model, not a curated record. NCBI's taxonomy places the organism in Eukaryota, Metazoa, Porifera, Demospongiae, Suberitida, Halichondriidae. The transcript is spliced from 5 exons.